Molecule: messenger RNA, 1818 nt
Organism: Chroicocephalus ridibundus (black-headed gull)
Lineage: Eukaryota; Metazoa; Chordata; Aves; Charadriiformes; Laridae
Gene: FBXO22
Product: F-box protein 22
Exons: 7
Coding region: 74-1255 (393 amino acids)
Biological process (GO): positive regulation of proteasomal ubiquitin-dependent protein catabolic process; protein polyubiquitination; regulation of skeletal muscle fiber development
Molecular function (GO): protein binding
Source: RefSeq, a predicted model, not a curated record
CGCGGCCGGAAGUGCGCCUCAGGCUGAGGCGGAGCGCAGUGGCGGCAGCGGGGCGGGGGGGGUCGGCGGCGCCAUGGAGGCCACCGGCAAGGCCGGCUUCGUCCUCGGCAACCUGGCCGAGGUGGUGGAGCGCGUCCUCGGCUUCCUGCCCACCAAGGCGCUGCUACGCGCCGCCUGCGUGUGCCGGCUGUGGAGGGAGUGCGCCCGGCGGAUCCUGCGGGCGCGGCAGCGCGUCGCCUGGGUGUCGGCGCUGGAGGCGGGGCCGGCCGACAGCCACGCGCUGGUGCGCGCGCUGGCCCGCGAGCUGGAGAAGGUGCAGGUGCUGCCGCAGACCGUGCUCUACAUCGCGGACGCGGAGACGUUCAGCGGGCACGAGGAGUGUCACGAGCAAAAGAAAGCCAGAAAAAGAAACAGUAAAGAAACAGCAAUUGCGCUCGAAAAAUUGUUGCCGAAGCGAUGUCAGGUUCUCGGACUGGUCACCCCAGGGGUUGUAGUUACCCCUAUGGGUUCAAGCAGCAAUCAGCCUCAAGAAAUUGAAGAGGGCGAAGCCGGGUUUGCUCUGUUGUUUCCCAAAAUUGAUGGCGUGAAGAUUCAUACUUUCCAUUUUUCAAAAGACUCAAAGAACAGGGUCUUUGAUGAAAGUAAAUUUGCUGAAGCAGGUCUGAAGAAUAACCCAGAUCUCCGGGUGGUUCUUCUGUUUGGCUACAAUUCCUGGAAGUCUGGAGCAACUCGAUUCCUUCAUCAAAUAGUCAAUCCUUUGAAUGAGAAAAGUAUCAUCCUGGCUGGGGGGCAAGUGGAGAGCUUUACAUCACUGACCUCUGAGAAUAACAAUGCCCAGCCUGGCGAUGCCUGUGGCGUGGUUGGGCUGGCGUUCAGCGGCCCCCAGAUCCAGAGUGCCACCAUUCUGUUAGACCAGGACGUAGCUGAUGAGAGGACAGCGGAAGCCGCCAUGCAGCGUCUCAAAGCAGCAAACAUCCCCGAGCAUAACACCAUUGGCUUCAUGUUUGCCUGUGUUGGCAGAGGAUAUCGGCAUUAUAAAACCAAAAGGAAUAUGGAAGCAGAUGCAUUUAGGAAGUUUUUUCCAAACGUUCCCCUCUUUGGCUUUUUUGGACAUGGGGAAAUAGGAUGUGAUCGAAUAGUUACUGGGAAUUUCGUAUUAAGAGAAUGUAACGACAUAAAGGAUGACCUGCUUCACGGCUAUACUACCGUUAUGACUCUUAUUCAUCUUGGUUCAACAAAAGCAAACCAAGCGUAGAUGUGUUUUUAAUGCUUCAGUGAGCUGUUUGUUUCAUUCCAGAAAGCUGAGAAGUCUGGAAGAGUGGACAUCUUGCAAUCAAAGCCCCUUCCAAAACGUAAACAUCAUUUUCGUAAUACUAUCAAAUCUUGUAGUUGGAAUAGAGUUUAAUAUAAUAGCUGCGAGAAGGCUUUGCAUUUUGUGUAAUCGCCUGUACACAUCAGAAUUGCAGGUAAAUGAUAUUUGAUGGAAUUCUGCAAUUGAAGAAAGCCUCUUUCUUCCAAAAUGAGAAUGGUUUGCACAAAUGGCAGUUGGAGACCAAAUACCAGCAUGCAGAAAGAAACAGUACUUUGAUGUGCUCUAUUUGUGUAUGUAAAACAGUCUAGAAAAACUACUGAUGCAUACGGAAAUACUGAUGCAUAAAAUCCACCAUUUCCUGGAUUUUAUUUCGAGAGAUGCACAGCCUGCCCAGGCUUGAGUCCUAUUUACAGAACUGAAUGGUUUUACUAGAUAAAAUGAAUGAAAAUCUUUAGAGAAAAAUAACAAAGUGCUUAUUAAAUAAAGAUUAAAAUAUGUAAAAAUCC